CAAGUAUACUCUAUAUUUGUGUACCCUGUACCCUAAGUGUAAAGCUUAGGUGCAAACGAUGCAAACAAUUUGCAGCAAGUUGAUUGCUGCAAUCAAAUUUGCACGUAUAAACACGAGUGCAACCAUUUUGCUGCAAACAAAGAACCUGCAACAUUUUUUUGCAGCAAUAUUUUUUGCUUGUCGUCUGUAUUUACCGUUUCCUGGUUGCGUCAGUUGCUUGCUUGUUUGCAUGUGCUGUUUGCUUUCAGUCGCAAUAUUGCAGCAAGCAAAGCAACAUGUGGGAUCGCGAGAAAACGAUAAAAUUAAUUGAAUUGUACGAGAAUUAUUCUGUUUUAUGGGAUGUCUCGUCAGCAGACUAUACAAAUAAGCAUAAAAAGCAAAAUGCUUAUCGCGAAAUUGCUGAAAAAUUAGACAAAAGUGAUGAUGAAAUAAAAACAAAAAUUCAUCAUUUGCGCACUCAAUUUUUGCAAGAGGUGCGCAGAGUGAAGCAAAAAAAGAGUGGCCAGGGUACAUCGGACAACUAUACCAGCAAAUGGGAGUUUUUCGAUGCGCUUAAAUUUAUUAAAAAUGACGACGUACCAAGUACAUCCAAAGCAAAAAAAAGAAAACGUGACGAGAUAGAAUUUAAGGACGAAGAUCUGAUUAUUAAAAAGGCAAGCGCUUUACUCGAUAAGCCAGCGGAUGACCAUCAGGUGUUCGGUGAUUUCGUUGCAUCUGAGCUCAGAUUGUUGAAAUCACACCAAAAUAGACUUUUGCUUCGCAGAAAAAUUCAAAGAGCUAUUUUGGAAGUAUCGGAAAUUGAUAGCGAGGGCACUUUUACUUGUUCCACACCUAAUAUCGUGGACUCGUCUACCAAUUCUCCAGUUUUGGGCUUUUCAGAUGCUCGACAAGACUCCGGCACAAUGCUUCCAACCGUACUCACAGGAAAGCGAAACAUGAGAAAGAAACAUGAGAGAAUGAUAUGAAUCACCUGUAAAAAAUUUAAUUACAUCAAUAAACAUAUUAAUUAAAAGUUCAUAAAAAUGUUAAUUAUAUUUAAUACAUACCCGUGGCUAAUAAACGCAAUGUCAGGGCUAAUCGUUCAUUUGGUGGAAUCGCAGGACUUUUUCUAAUAAAAAAUUGAAAUCACUGACAUGCGAAAAAAAUUGUAAUAGUUUGUUUCAUCGCCAUUUUGUAGCUCUUUUAAAAGGUUCUGAUGCACUCAUUUUUCAUCUCUUUUGGAAAUUCACUCUUUCACCCAACACUUUUUUUUUU
Molecule: messenger RNA, 1254 nt
Organism: Scaptodrosophila lebanonensis
Lineage: Eukaryota; Metazoa; Arthropoda; Insecta; Diptera; Drosophilidae
Exons: 2
Coding region: 276-965 (229 amino acids)
Source: RefSeq, a predicted model, not a curated record